This is a messenger RNA of Solanum tuberosum (potato), 1335 nucleotides long. RefSeq names its product Golgi SNAP receptor complex member 1-2. The record is from RefSeq and is a predicted model, not a curated record. Gene Ontology annotation, cellular component: SNARE complex; cis-Golgi network; Golgi medial cisterna. Gene Ontology annotation, molecular function: SNAP receptor activity. Gene Ontology annotation, biological process: endoplasmic reticulum to Golgi vesicle-mediated transport; inter-Golgi cisterna vesicle-mediated transport; vesicle fusion. Bases 233 to 940 code for a protein of 235 amino acids. The transcript has 6 exons. Lineage: Eukaryota; Viridiplantae; Streptophyta; Magnoliopsida; Solanales; Solanaceae.
AUUUUCUCCCUCGUUUGGCUUUGAGAAGCAAACAGAUGAAAAACCAGUGUGUGUAAGCAAUUGGAGAAAGGGUGAAUGGUGGCUUCUGCUGAAUCCAAAAGGGGAAAAAACAUAAACUCUCAACUGUAAUAACUGUCAGAUCACAAACUCAAUUUCCCCAAUCGGUAGGAACGAAGGAUUUUCCUUACAAGAUUGAUCGGGUCGGAUCCGAAUCAGAUCCUUAGAUCUGAGUAUGGAGAUACUGCAAGAAUCUGGGUGGGAAGAACUACGCAAAGAGGCUCGCAAGAUCGAAGGUGAUCUUGAUGUUAAGCUCUCUUCUUAUGCAAAGCUUGGUGCUAGGGUCACACAAGGAGGUUAUGUAGAAGCUGGUUCCCCAACUUUAGGAUCCAGCAGGUCGUGGAAGUCCACGGAAAUGGAGAUUCAGUCAUUACUUGAGAAACUACUAGAUGUAAAUGAUUCUAUGAGUAGAUGUGCAGCAUCUGCAGCAUCUACCACUUCUGUUACACAGAAACUGGCAAGGCACAGGGACAUACUUCAUGAAUUUACCCAGGAAUUUAGGCGUAUUAAGGGAAAUAUAAGCUCAAUGAGGGAACAUGCUGAACUUCUUAGUUCUGUGAGAGAUGAUAUCAGUGAGUAUAAGGCAUCAGGGAGUAUGUCCCCCAAAAUGCAUAUACUGAGGGAGAGAGCUGCACUACAUGGAAGCAUAUCUCAUAUUGAUGACGUGAUUAACCAAGCUCAAACAACUAGGGCUGCCUUGGGUUCUCAAAGAGCUUUAUUUGGUGAUGUUCAAGGAAAAGUGAAACAACUGGGCGACAAGUUUCCUGUCAUCCGCGGGCUAAUUGGCUCAAUUAGAAGGAAGAAAUCAAGGGAUACACUCAUUCUAUCAGCAGUCAUUGCAGCUUGCACUUUGUUUCUUAUUAUCUAUUGGCUCUCGAAGUAAUAGGUAUAUCUGUUGAUACAAGAAAAUUCAGAAGACAAUGAUUUCUAAGGAAUUUUGCACUUCUAGUCACUGCCAUUUCCCUGAUAAGUGAAAAUCUUGAGUUCAUUACUAUAUAGCCUUUCUGUUUACUUCUGACUUCCUUUUAAGCAAUAUUACUCAGUGUUCCAUGGACAAUUCCACCCGGAGAAAACAAAUUUGGGUUGUAGCUUAACUUAGCUUGCUGCCUCUGUACCAAAAGACAUUAAGAAACAUCCACCAAGUGACUAGGAUAGAAGAUUAGAAGGCUUGUUGCUCUACCAAGAUUACGAUACAAAUCCUGCUUACCUUUGUAGCAAUUAUUUUUAGCUGUAGCAAGAAUAAAACCAAUUCAGAUAUGGUAAUUAUGGGUGUUGUAU